AUGCAAAAUUCCAUUUUAAUUAAUGAAUUAAAUGCCAGAGAAAAAGUAAAUUUUCAGCAAUACAUAAGCCAAAACCAGUCGAGGUUUAUAAUAAAUUGGCCUAAGAUACAGUUCCCAAAAGAGAUUUACUCAUUUAAUGGCUAAUAUAAGUAUAAAAAUGUGAUAUCAUUCAAAAAGAAUACUUUCUAACAUAAGAUUUCUCUCAAAACAAUUGAAUUAGCUGUUUUGUAUAUUGAUAUCUAUCUGAAUGCGAAAAAUAUCUCGGAAUAAAAAUUCCAACUUCUAGCAAUAUGUUCUUUCAAUUUGGCUGCAAAAUUCAACUAAAAAGGAAUAACUUAAUAAACAAAGAUCUUAGAUUCAAAUGGUAUAGGAAUAUAUCAAGAUCAUGAAUAUGACGAAAUGGAAAUUGAACUGCUUUAAGCUAUGUAAUUUUAAUUGAAUUUUAUCACUUCUUCAGAUUACGCAGAACUCAUAGGACUAAAUCUAUAGGAUGAAAAAAUCAAGUCUUAUUUUCUAUUUAUAUUAGUAGGUAUUCAAAUAAGAAUAAAAAUAGAUUUUUAAAUUUAUAAAUAUUAGCAUCUAGAAUUAGCUUUAGCAAUUCUUUUUCUAUCUGAUGAGAAUGCACAUUAACUACAACCAAGAAUUCUUUAAAUAUCAAAAGUUAUUCAAGAUUCUGUUAAUCAAUAUGAAAAAAUGUAUGAAAAGGAAAACUAAGGUGAAGAAUAAUGUUAAUCUAAUUUGAAUAAGAGUAGAAGGAUUAAAAGAAUGAAGCCUAUAAGAAAAUUAUUGUCAAAAUAAGUUAAAUAAAAGUUGAGACAGAAAUAUUGA
Paramecium tetraurelia is the source of this 828-nucleotide messenger RNA. RefSeq lists its product as uncharacterized. The transcript is spliced from 2 exons. Gene Ontology annotation, cellular component: nucleus; cyclin-dependent protein kinase holoenzyme complex; centrosome. The record is from RefSeq and is a predicted model, not a curated record. Gene Ontology annotation, molecular function: cyclin-dependent protein serine/threonine kinase regulator activity. NCBI's taxonomy places the organism in Eukaryota, Ciliophora, Oligohymenophorea, Peniculida, Parameciidae. Gene Ontology annotation, biological process: regulation of cyclin-dependent protein serine/threonine kinase activity; mitotic cell cycle phase transition.